Messenger RNA from Symbiodinium natans, 1368 nucleotides. The record is from the annotation of a GenBank genome assembly. NCBI's taxonomy places the organism in Eukaryota, Dinophyceae, Suessiales, Symbiodiniaceae.
AUGGCGGGCUGUAUGCCGGAGGAGGCCGCGCGCAUCGGCGAGGAGGAGAUACUAGCUGCAGACUUGGUCACAGAGGCACCAAGCAGUGCCAUCGGAUCAGAAAACGCGGGCCGUCUCACAGCAUUGGUGCAGAUUUGGAUGGCCGGCGGCCCCGACGUUCUGCGACAAAAGCUGCUGAUGGAAACUGCAGAGUUGGGAGACCGGACGAGCAUUGCAGAAAGCGGCGGCGGGGGCAAGAUCAACGUGACACUCGUUUCCCUGCCCAUGGAAGGCGACUUGGCCAACCCGAUCCGGGGCGUAGUGAGGUGCCGCCCAUGCAUGGGGUUGGGGGCUGAAACAUGCAUCAGCUUGGAUGGGGCCCGCUGCUCCAUCGAACGGCCAGGUGAUGGCAUCGGCCCCAAAUCCUUCGAGUUCACAGCUGUUUUCGACGGCACUGCCUCACAGCAGCAGAUGUACGAUGAUGUCGGGGCCGAGAUGGUUCAGCACGUUCUCGAAGGCUUCAGUGCGACCGUGAUGGCCUACGGACAGACCGGCUCAGGCAAGAGACAUUCGCUCUUCGGACCUAAGCCAGAGCCAGAUGCUACGUUCUCCGAGGAUGGCAAAUUAGGAUUAGUGCCUCGUGCCGCAAAGAAGCUGAUGCAGGCAGCCCAAAGCCGGGUCCGGGGAAUGCGCUGGCAGAUCGCUUGCUCUUAUGUGCAGAUUCGCAACGAGCAAAUCUUCGACUUGUUGUCGCCGCAGCUGCGGGAGUGCGGCGUGCAAGAUGUGCAGGGGAAGGCGGACAUCAAAGGUUGUGCCGAAGUGGAGGUGACGACCAAGGCUGAGUUCAAGUCUUUGUACACCUUGGCGCUUUCUCGGAGCUAUAUCGAACCUUCAAACAGAACAGACCUCAUCUUCAGGUUCAGGGUCCAGACCGUAGACUCUCUUGGAUGCGUCGUAUCGCGAAUAUUAACUUUCGUCAAAUGCAAAGGCUCAGAAAGACAAAGCAAGGCCGGGGCUGAAGGCAUGCGACUUCGGGAGGGGGUGCAAAUCGGAAUGUCAUUGUCUGCCCUGGGCAAUGUCAUCAGCUCUCUCGCUGACAGGCGCUGCCGUUUCAUUCCUUACAGGGACUCCAAGCUCACCCGCCUGCUGGAGGACUCGCUGGGUGGGCCGGCCAAGACGGUGUUCCUGGCCCACAUUUCUCCGGAGUCAUGCUGCUGCGAGGAGUCGCUGAGCACGUUGCGCUACGCGAACCGUGCAGCAACGAUUGGCAACAGGCCACUGGCCAUGAACUGUGAAAAGCACGAAAUCGCGUUGCUGCCGUUUCAAGAAUGGCUGGCUUCUGCCGAGCAAGGCCCCGGCCCCGAGAUCUCGCCUGCGCCGCAGCGCUGA